Molecule: messenger RNA, 936 nt
Organism: Penicillium pulvis
Lineage: Eukaryota; Fungi; Ascomycota; Eurotiomycetes; Eurotiales; Aspergillaceae
Product: Ribosomal protein S5 domain 2-type fold subgroup
Exons: 1
Coding region: 1-936 (311 amino acids)
Biological process (GO): terpenoid biosynthetic process
Molecular function (GO): 4-(cytidine 5'-diphospho)-2-C-methyl-D-erythritol kinase activity; ATP binding
Source: RefSeq, a predicted model, not a curated record
AUGACUUCGACUCCAUCAAAAAUUACCCUGCAAGUUCCUGCCAAAAUCAAUCCUCAGAUUCGCGUGGGGCCCCUGCGAGAGGAUGGAUACCACGAUAUCACCUUGGCCUAUCAGGCCAUAUCGCUUUUUGACACCUUGACUAUUUCUCAAAAUUUGGAGGGCCCCAGCAUGAAUGUGACCGGCAUGGAUAGUGACCGCGUCCCAGCAGAUAAUCGUAAUCUGGUGAUCAAAGCAGCUUCUCUCCUCGGAAAACAAUUUGGUUUUGAACCAAGUUUUCAUUUCGAGCUUGCGAAGUGCAUUCCCUCUGAAGCAGGUCUUGGAGGUGGAAGUGCUGAUGCCGCAGCUGCUUUCGUGGGAUGCAAUAUCUUGUGGGGAUCCAAGGUCAAUGAUGACGUUCUUAUGGAACUAGGUGCACAGAUCGGGGAAGAUGUGCCGUUCUUUAUCAAGGGCAUGAUGGCGAUUGGCUUGGGCCAUAAACAGCCACUCGUCAGCCUGGAGGUGGCAGACCAUAAAUGGAUCUGGGUGUUGGCGGUCCCGUUCCGUGGUUUGUCGACAAAAGCUGUCUUCCAGGAACAUGAUAAAGUUUUGACUGGUUCUUUAUCCGAAGAGGAGGAGAAAUACCUUCGCAGACGGCAAGGGUGUAUUGAUGUUGCUUGGGGUACCACUUCACCGACGGAAUUGCUGCCCUUCCUUGUCAAUGAUCUCGAAUUACCCUCGACAAGACUGUUGCCGGAUAUAGGCAUUGCAUUAGAGGCUGGGAGGUCGCAUGGCGCAGUUGCAAGUUUGAUGAGUGGUUCUGGGUCAACAUGCGCCUUCCUGGCGAAGGAUGAGGCCCAUGCAAUGCACCUGAAAACAGAGAUGCAGAAAAAGACUAUCUUCAGGGAAAUUGUGAUCGCCUCAGGUCCUGUUGAAGGUGUUCGAGUCACCCAGACGUAG